This is a messenger RNA of Fonsecaea multimorphosa CBS 102226, 2049 nucleotides long. RefSeq lists its product as uncharacterized. Gene Ontology annotation, cellular component: GARP complex. The record is from RefSeq and is a predicted model, not a curated record. The coding region runs from base 1 to 2049 and encodes 682 amino acids. NCBI's taxonomy places the organism in Eukaryota, Fungi, Ascomycota, Eurotiomycetes, Chaetothyriales, Herpotrichiellaceae. The transcript has a single exon. Gene Ontology annotation, biological process: Golgi to vacuole transport; endocytic recycling; retrograde transport, endosome to Golgi. Gene Ontology annotation, molecular function: syntaxin binding.
AUGUGGCUGGACCGCUUAACUGCUGGUGCUGCAACACCCAGCGCCUCUCGUGAAUCGCUCGUCCCGACGAGGCCAUACUCUCCCUCCCCUCGCAAAACCUCACAGCUUGGUCAGGCCCAACGCACUCUCUCAGGCCUUGGUCUAUCUGCAACUAGAUCCUCGACCUCCAUUGAUCUUAGUGCGAACACUUCUACCACAUCGCUCACAGCCCCGGCGAGACAACCCAAUGGAUCCUCCCUCAGAUUCGAGCAGAGACCCCCACCCGAUGUCGCAGACCCCGUGAAUGUCAUAAAUAGUAUACUGGGAAACUCGAAACAUGGAACAACACCUGAUGGUGGGUCCAGGAAGCGAGACGGAGAAACGAGUAAAGAGAUUGACUUUGGGGGUUUGAGCCUUGAAGAGUUCGUUGUCCAAGAUAUACCGCUGCGACCUGCUGGCGACGGUUCUGCGGUUGCGAUAUCAACAAAAGAGAACAGACGGAAAUUCGAGGAAUUUCACAAGUCAAUUGCAGAAUGCGACCAAAUUCUUACCAACGUCGAAUCUUACCUGACCAAUUUCAAGGCCGAACUUGGUCAGGUCUCUGCGGAAAUCGAGAACUUACAGGCUCGCUCUACGCAGCUCAACGCUAAACUCGACAACCGUCGUAAUGUCGAGAAGCUCCUGGGCCCUGCGGUUGAAGAAAUCAGCCUUUCUCCUUUCACAGUGAAGUCCAUCGCAGAAGGCCCCAUGGACGAGACAUUUGUCAAGGCUCUGAAGGAAGUGGAAGCCAGGUCACUCAUAAUAGAUGCCAAAGAAGGAAAGUCGGAGCAGGUCAAGGCGUUGCAGGACCUGAAGCCUCUGCUCGAAGACCUCAAGGCCAAAGCGAUUGAGCGCAUACGUGACUACAUCGUGGCUCAGAUCAAAGCGCUUCGUUCACCAAACAUCAAUGCCCAAGUGAUCCAACAGCAGACUUUCCUGAGAUAUAAAGACCUUUACGCCUUUCUGGCUAGAAAUCAUGCGGUGUUGGCCGAGGAAAUUGGGCAAGCAUAUGUCAACACGAUGCGGUGGUACUACAGCAGCCACUUUUCCCGGUACCAGCAAGCUCUUGACGCUCUACAAAUCCACGCCUUUGAUCAACAUGACCUGCUCGGCUCAGAACCGGCCCCAGCAACAAGACGGAAUGUCCUGGGCUCAUCCAAACCCCCUCCUCCACCGCACGAUGCCUUCAGCCUGGGGCGAAGGGAAGACCUUCUUAAAUCGAAGAACGACACAGCCCUGCCAGCCUACCUCGCGGAAGAAAGCAAGUCAGCACAUUAUUACCUAGAAGUCCCCUUCCGGAAUUUCAACCAAGCACUCAUUGACAACGUCUCGGCCGAAUAUUCGGUGAUCACCGAACUGUUUUCCACCAGUACGUAUCAUCAAAUCUCGCGCCGGGUAGGUGAGAUCUUCGAGCCGACGUUCGCCAUGGGUCACAAUCUGACCAAGUCGCUCGUUGAAAACACCAACGACUGCUUGGGCGUCUUACUCUGCGUGCGUCUCAACCAGCAUUUCGCAUUCGAGCUGCAGCGGCGCAAAGUCCCCGUGGCGGACUCAUAUAUCAACUACACAAACAUCCUCCUGUGGCCGCGCUUUCAGAUCGUCAUGGACGCGCAUUGCGAAUCUCUAAAAAAGGUCCCCGCUCCAACGACCGGUAGUCGGGGCGCCGCGGCUGCAGCUGCGUUUUCCCUCGUUGGCGGAGGAGGAUCGCCGUCAGAUGCCUUAAGGGCCUCCUCGGUCGCACCGCACGCCAUCACACAGCGCUUUGGCCAAUUCUUGCAGGGGAUUCUCCUGCUCAGCGCCGAGGCCGGCGAUGACGAGGGCCCCGUCUCGAACAGCCUGGCGCGGCUGAGGACCGAGUACGAGUCUCUGAUGGGCAAACUGGCCAAGGGGGCCGGCGACGCGAGUAAAAGGAACAAGUUCCUAUACAACAACUAUAGUUUGGUCUUGACCAUCGUCAGCGACACGAGGGGCAAGCUGGCGGAGGAGCAAAAGGAGCAUUUUGGCGGUCUGGUCCGGGAGAUGAAGAAGUAG